AUGAUAGUUUGGUUUACAUCGACAUUACAAAACUAUAUGCAAGAGAAGAUGGAGCUUCAAGAAGGUGACAUGUCCAAGUCUUUAGUUUCCUUGACUUCGGAAGCUGCUUCUAUCCCUACACCCAAGCUAAAGAAUGUCAGUCGACUACGAACAGAGCACCAAGUGUAUGAACUACCAGAUUCACAUCCACUCUUAAAAGGGAUGGACAGACGGGAACCAGAUGAUCCAAGCCCUUACCUUCUUGCUAUAUGGACACCAGGUGAGACUGCAAAUUCAAUUCAACCACCAGAAAGCAGGUGUGGCUCCCAAGACCAACACAAAUUGUGCAAUGAGAAGACAUGUUUUUCAUGUAAUAGUAUAAGAGAAGAAAAUUCACAAACAGUCAGAGGGACGAUUUUGAUACCUUGUAGAACAGCAAUGAGAGGGAGCUUUCCACUCAACGGCACAUAUUUUCAAGUUAAUGAGAUGUUCGCGGAUCAUGAGUCUAGUCACAACCCAAUAGAUGUUCCAAGGGGGUGGAUAUGGAAUUUGCCAAGACGGACCGUAUACUUUGGAACUUCUGUAUCGACAAUAUUCAGAGGUCUAUCAACAGAGGGAAUUCAAUACUGCUUUUGGAGAGGAUAUGUGUGUGUGAGAGGAUUUGAAAGAAAAACAAGAGCACCACGACCCUUAAUGCCCAGAUUGCAUUUUCCUGCAAGUAAGUUGACCAGGACAAAAAAUGAAGGGAAGAAACAGCAUUGAUCAUGGUGCAAAGAAGAUUUUCAUCACACGACUGACUGUGAGAAGAACAAUGACUAACAAAUUCUAUUGCAUUCAAUUAUUUUUCCUCUAGAUGAGCAUUGACUAUAUGACAGGCAGGCAGCUGAUAGCAAAGUAUCAUGCACAAUAUGUGAGAUCUCAUGAUCAGUUGAUUGUAGCCUGUAUGUACAUUAGUAUUUUUCAAUAAAUGCCCAAAAAAAAGCAAUC
Molecule: messenger RNA, 966 nt
Organism: Pyrus x bretschneideri (Chinese white pear)
Lineage: Eukaryota; Viridiplantae; Streptophyta; Magnoliopsida; Rosales; Rosaceae
Product: transcriptional activator DEMETER-like
Exons: 9
Coding region: 1-741 (246 amino acids)
Molecular function (GO): DNA N-glycosylase activity; DNA demethylase activity
Source: RefSeq, a predicted model, not a curated record